Molecule: messenger RNA, 1606 nt
Organism: Nothoprocta perdicaria
Lineage: Eukaryota; Metazoa; Chordata; Aves; Tinamiformes; Tinamidae
Product: clavesin-1-like
Exons: 5
Coding region: 1-663 (220 amino acids)
Cellular component (GO): membrane
Molecular function (GO): phosphatidylinositol bisphosphate binding
Source: RefSeq, a predicted model, not a curated record
AUGGCAGCUAAAUUUUCAGACCUCAUUAAAAAUGAGAAUACAGCAGAGGUAAAGAACUCUUUCAUAGACAUCCUUCGGGCGAUCCUGUUGUCCUUGGAAGUCCUCAUUGAAGAUCAGGAGCUCCAGAUAAAUGGCUUCAUCCUAAUUAUAGACUGGAGUAAUUUCUCCUUCAAGCAAGCCUCCAAGCUUACACCGUCUAUCCUCAAACUGGCCAUUGAGGGGUUACAGGACAGCUUUCCUGCCCGUUUUGGAGGAGUCCAUUUUGUCAACCAGCCCUGGUACAUCCAUGCCUUGUACACGCUAAUCAAACCUUUCCUCAAAGACAAGACAAGAAAAAGGAUCUUCCUCCAUGGUAACAAUCUGAACAGCCUUCACCAGCUAAUACACCCUGAAUGCCUGCCCUCUGAGUUUGGGGGGACCCUUCCUCCUUACGACAUGGGCACAUGGGCUCGAACAUUGCUUGGGCCCGACUACAGCGACGAGAAUGAGUACACCCACACUUCCUACAAUGCAAUGCACGUGAAGCAUGCAUCCUCCAACCUAGAGCGCGAGGCCUCCCCCAAGCCCAUGAAAAGGUCCCAGUCCGUGGUGGAAGCUGGCACGCUGAAACACGAAGACUCGGGGGAAAACGAGAACACCCAGCCGCUCUUGGCCCUGGAUUGAGCUCCAAAGCCCUGAGCACCCACAGCUACAUGAAGAGACUUCCACGGUACCAGAAACUCACAGGGCACGCAACACACUUUGCACACACACACACAUGCACACUCGUCUUGCUUGGAAACUCGUCCUCCUUCGUAUUUCUAGACUGAGURACAACUGCCAUCAGCCAUCUAUCUACGCAGUCAAGGCUGAAAAAAUGGAGACACUUCUGUUGACGCUGGAAGCAAAGCAGGAGUCUAUCCAUAAACAAAGAAAUUGGUUCUUCAUUUAUUUUUUUCUGAUUUAUGGCAUUGAAAUACGGGAAAUGAUGGGAAUGCAUUUUUUGCUUAAAGAAACCAGUGGGACAGUAGAGGUUUUCCUGAGACCUGCAGCAGGGAUGAUCAGUUUUACAGAAGCUAAGGUUAAAUGCAUUUUAAAGAAAAGCAUCCAAAUUAAGUUGUGCUCUGUAAUCAGCAGUUAAAUGCAGUGCAGAGGGCAGAAAUAACAGCAUCUCCAGUGUGCUUUACUUUUAUGGAAAGAUUUGGGCUUCCUUUUUAAUAAUAGCGACAGAAAUGCCAACAUAAGGCCAUUCAACAAAGCACUCUCUGAUUGCAUAAUACAAUCCGCUUAUAGGGGUCACUUCCUUCAGGACCCAGCAAAAAUUAUUCUUGACUUUUGAAGCCCUUAUAAAACUGUCAGCUAAAUGUAAUGAGCUGUGUCGGCAGCAGACACACACAAUUUGAAAUGCAAUUAUUUAAUUUUAACGAUGUGUUUUUCCACAGGCGACUCUGCAGCCUGUUAGUAAGACGUGUGUGUGCAUGUGUGUCUGUGGGUGUGUGCGCGCGCGUGUGAAGGGGGGGGUUGUAGGGAGACUCAUUGGACACACUCAUCGGUGAUUAAUGGUUCAAUCCAGAUUGUUUCAUUUAGGUCACAAUUGCAACUGAAAGCUCCACAGAGCCAUUUAAAC